Molecule: messenger RNA, 2472 nt
Organism: Musca domestica (house fly)
Lineage: Eukaryota; Metazoa; Arthropoda; Insecta; Diptera; Muscidae
Product: centrosomal protein of 162 kDa
Exons: 7
Coding region: 1-2472 (823 amino acids)
Biological process (GO): cilium assembly
Cellular component (GO): centrosome; centriole; axonemal microtubule
Source: RefSeq, a predicted model, not a curated record
AUGGUUGGUAUUGAAAAUGACAUUGGUACACGUUUUGGGAUUGAAGAAAUUACCGAGGCAAUGGAAACAAUUGAAUUAAUUGUCCACGACGAGGAUGAAGAAGAUGGAGGAGGAGGAGGAGAAGGCGAUUAUGAUGGCGAAGCCCAUUUGGAACGUCAAUUCGUCGUUGGCAUUGUGUCGCCACAGCCACCGCCAUUGAAUACAAGGCGGGCAAAUCAAUCGUCUACUGCUGCCAACAACGAUUCCACAUUCUCUUCGAUAUCUUCAAUAACUUCGGCACGUACGGUACAACAUUAUGGUGGCCAAGGAAUGCACAUGGAAUAUGGUUACACUGCUAGGCGUCCCAGCUUUGAAAUUAACCACAGCUCGGCCCAAGCAUUGCAGAAACAAACCGCCUCAACACCAAAUCUUUUGGCUAGUCCCCUGCAGCGUUUGGCAGGUAACAAUGUCGCCACCACCACCACUGCUGCCGCCAAUCAACCAGCCAGGGAACGUUGCAAUUCCGGCAGUUAUCUGGGGCGCCGAUCAUCGAUGACUACACCCGAUAGUGGUGUCAGUAGCCAAUCGUUUUUGCCCGGUAACAGUAGUGGCAGCACUGCUACUGCCCCUCCACUCCCCCUACGACCACUUGUCAAAUCGAUUGGCAUUGGCACAACAACACGUUCGUACUGUGACAAAUCUGUCAAUUCAUCACCGGUGCGUGUUGUCUCCACCCUGACAUCGCCCAUCAGUGAGACCAUACCGCAACAUCACAACCUUAGCAGGGAGCAUGCUCUCAAACUGGAAAUAGAACAGUUGCAAGAACGUCUAAAAGACACCGAGGAACGUUUGGAAUCAUUUCGUAUACAACAUGACACCGUGUCACAGCUACAUCGAAAGUUACGUGAGAGCAAUACCCAAUUGCAGGAAGAGUCGGAGAUGUUAAAGCUGGAUGUCCAACAUCUCAAUGAAUGUGCCAAUGUGUUGAGGACUGAAUUGCAGGCGGCCCGCCACGAUCGUGAUGAGGCCAUGGAAUUGCAAAAGGUUUUGCAAACAGAACUUGAAGAGACUAGGGCGGAACGUAAACGGGCCCUGGAGCUCAAGGAGAAGGAUGCCAAGACCAUACAAGACCUGCAAAGGCAGUGUCGAGAAAUGGAGAGGAUACUAAUGCGCAAACAUCCCGAUUCGGUGUCAGCUUUAAUAGUUGCCUCCAAGGGUGGUGGCAUGUCCAGCAAUGAUCAAGAUCGCAAUAGCAGGAAACUAUUGGAGCAGCGCAUUGCACAACUCGAGGCGGAUGCCAAAGAACAAGACUUUAAAGCCCAGCAGAUACUUGCCAAUGUUCAGGCACGUUUCAACUCGGUGCAGGCAAAAUAUGAAACCCACAUUGCUGAUUUGGAAACCCAAGUAUUAAGCCUUCAGGAAAUCAAUACAAAACUCAAUGAAAAAAUCGAAUCACAGGUGCGCACCUUGGAUUACUUUGUCUCCAAGAAGGCGGAGAAAUUCUACAACAAUUGUACGCAGACCGAAGAACCAUAUGUUCCACCCACACCGCCGGUAGCACCCACACCACCACCUCCUGCUGCUAAACCCAAACCAAAGAUUAUACGCAAAACCGUUUGCACUCAAACGCCAAUAAAUUCCACAUGCACCCGUGAUAGUAGUACCAAUACAAUUGGCACCGCAGUUGCACAGGCCCUCUCGGCCAGCUCGAGUACCAGCAGUACAGCCAAUUCCACACCCAACAACUCACGGCCGAAUUCCAAACAGAGUGGCAUACGCAAACCCAUGGCCACAGCUUCGGGACAACACUUGUCCUCUGCAAUUGCCUCAAAAUUACCUGUCUCACAAUCCGAUUCGACAAUUUCUCUAUCCGCAGCCCAGGCUGCCCUAAAUGCCAAAGAAGAUGCCCAUCUGCUGGCCACCAUACGUGGUAUGCGGGUCGAUUUGGCCAUCAAGAAUAAGGCAAUGCAGCGAUUAACCCGUGAAUUGGACGAAUGUAAAAAGACAAUAAAGAAAAUACAAAAGGAGAAAGAUGCCUUUAAAAAUGAAAAGCAUCAGCACAGCACUGCCUCCGCUUCCAGCAGUAGUACGUCUAGAUCGAAUAUGGAUCACAUGCCUGCCACAACGGAAUCUCAAGCUUUAAAAGAAGCCCUUAGUAAAUACAAACUCUUGGAAGCCGAUUACAAAUCGUUGCAUGACAAACGGUUGCAAGAUCUGAAAACCCUACAAACUGCCCAUGAACGUGAACUGGCAACAUGUCACGAAACCGUGCGUCUAUUACAGCAACGUCUCAACGAACGUGAUGAGCAAUUUGCCAUGCAAAAACGUCGUAAAGUACCCGUUGACUAUUAUGCGCUCAAAGCCAAGGUUUCAUCGCUAGAGAGACGCCAUACAGAACGUGAGGAACGUCUGCAUAUGCUAGUGGAGGCUCUCAGCAAAGGACGUUUGAACGGUGCUUUAGACGAUCUACUGACCGACAACAAUAAUCAAUGA